Messenger RNA from Oenanthe melanoleuca, 2680 nucleotides. It is a transcript of the gene SELENOM, whose product is annotated as selenoprotein M. The record is from RefSeq and is a predicted model, not a curated record. The transcript has 5 exons. Lineage: Eukaryota; Metazoa; Chordata; Aves; Passeriformes; Muscicapidae. Gene Ontology annotation, molecular function: oxidoreductase activity. Gene Ontology annotation, cellular component: endoplasmic reticulum lumen.
GACUGGAGCUUGAGGAGAAGGAGGACCCUGUUGAAUUAAGGAGCAAGGCAGAGGAGGAUACUAGUCAGAAAGUACAAAAUCCCUGGGUCCUCGUGGGACUGAGUCAGGAGCCAAGGGACCUGUGGAAAGUGGCUCCUGCCAUCGUGGGGGGAAUCUUGCAAUACUUUGUGGUCGAUGGUGGCAGCUGGGAAAGGAUUGAGGAGAGUCAAUGCAACUGGUAGUUUCUGGAAGGGUGUGAAGAUGGACUCAAUGCCAGUUUGCCUCACCUUCAUCCUGGAAGAUGACAAAGCAGUAUGUUCUGGUAACCAUCACUGGGCGCACAAACAACUUCUUGAGGGCUCAGUUUGGCUUCUCUGAGGGAAGGUCCAGCUUGGCCACCCAAGCCACCUUCUGUGAUGGAGUGAGCAGCUGGCAGAUGUGAACAGCAGAGGACAGUGUUCACCUGCACUUCUUGGAGGCAUCAGGCUCAUCUGUUUGUCCUAGGAAAACUGUUGGCCGACAGGCUGGAUAAAUAGAAGUUGAGGCAGGAUGACUGGAUCCAGGGGUGGAGGUCAGUGGCACACUGUCCUAUGGGAAACCAGUCACUCAUGGUGUCCCAGGUGUUGGUGCUGGGCCCUUGCCUGUUUAACAUCUUCAUCCCACCUGACCGGCAUGACAGGGCACUCUCAGCAACUGUGCAGGUGACAGCAAACUGGGAGGAGUGGCUGGAAAACCGGAGGGUCGUGUUUCCAUUCAGAGUGGCCCGAAUACACUGGAUAAACGGGCCGUUAGGAAUCUCCUGAGGCUCAACCAGGGAGCAUGCAGGGUCCCGCCCCUGGGGAGAAACAACCCUGGCACUGGGACAUGCUGAGGGCCACCCUGCUGGAAAGCAGCUUUGCAGAGGGAUAUGAGGGGGGGCACCACAUUGACCAUGAGCUCACCAUCUCCUCAGGGCAAAGCAGGUGAAUGGGCUGCAUUGGAGGUGUUGCCAACAAGUCAUAGGAGGUCACGGAGGUGCCUGUGUCCCGUGCAGAGCUCUCAAGAGCAAGUCCUGGAGACAUGGAUGUGCUAGAGGGAGUCCAGUGAAGGGCCCCAAGAAGGAAUGGCUGGAGCAUCUUUCAUGUAAGCCGUUUGUGUUGCUCUGUGUGUGUUGUUGUUGUUGGUCGCCAUGUCAGUGCACGGUGUGUGUGUGUGUGUGUGUGUGUGUGUGUGUUGCUGUGUGUUGCUGUGUGUGUAUGGCUGUUGGCGGUGCUGUUGGUCUGUCACCGGCGUGGUGCCGGUUUGUGCGCGGUGCGCGCCCGGGGAACUUACGCGCAGCUCACACGGUGCGUACGCGGGUGCGCAUGUCCGUGUGCGCUCCUGCGCGUGUGUCCGUGCCUGCGCGAGUGUCUGUGCCUGCGCGCCUGUCCGUGCCUGCGCGCGUGUCCGUGCCUGCGCGCGUGUCCGUGCUUGCGCGUGUCCGUGCUUGCGCGCCUGUCCGUGCCUGCGCGCGUGUCCGUGCCGCGCGUGUCCGUGCCUGCGCGUGUCCGUGCUUGCGCGUGUCCGUGCCUGCGCGAGUGUCUGUGCCUGCGCCUGUCCGUGCUUGCGCGUGUCCGUGCGCACGCGCACACAUGUGCUCGUGCGAGCGGAUCGGUGCGCAUGCGCAGCGCCGCGCGCGUGCCCGAGUCGCGCCGGACGUGGCAGCGGCGGGAGCGAUGCGGGCGGUGUCGUCGUGGCCGUGCCCGGGGCCUUGGCUGUGGCUGCUGCUGCUUCUGACGGCGGCGCCGGCGGCGGGUGGCGGCUCGGAGCGCCCCCGGCUCCGCGAGGCCGUGCUGCGGGACCUGGCCCGUGGCAAGGUGGAGACGUGCGGCGGGUGACGGCUGAACCGCCUCAGGGAGGUGAAGGCGUUCGUCACCCAGGACAUCCCGCUCUACCAUAACCUGGAGAUGAAACACCUGCCUGGUGCCGACCCUGAGCUUGUGCUCCUUGGCCACCGGUAUGAGGAGCUAGAGAGAGUUCCCCUGAGCGACAUGACCCGGGAAGAGAUCAACCAGCUGGUGCAGGAGUUGGGCUUCUACCGCAAGGAGACACCUGAUGCCCCUGUGCCAGAGGAGUUCCAGUUUGCCCCUGCCAAGCCUCUGCCAGUACUGCUGCACCCCCAAGUGCCCACCACUGAUGGCAAGACCCCACCCAAACGUGACAAGGAAGAACACCCAGACCUCUAGUAAGGAAUGUCACACUUGGGAUGGGGUCCUGCAGCCAGUCCCCAGUGCAGGGAAUGAGGGUGUUGUGGCAGCUGGGGAUGGUGUCACAGGGUGUCAAAGGAUUUUCCCGUCCACUCUUGCCUGGUCCUGUGUAGCCUCUGCCCAAGGAUGCCCCAGGCAGAUCCAGCCUCAAGCAGGAGCUUCCUGGGCACUUGUGGGCAUUCUGAAGGUCCUGUGUGCUGGUUGAUGCCCACCUGUCCUUGGAGCCCAUUAUCCCUGGCCAGCUGGGACGAACAGCAGUCCUUUCAGUCCCUUGCUGUGUCCAAAGGUUUAGCUGCUCUGAGCACUAGGCAGCAAUAUCCUGCCUGCAUGGGACAGGAUGAAACCCUCAGCAGAAAGCGCCAGGUGCUAAGGGUAGAUGUGCUGAGUCCCAGUAGUGGGAGAGCUGCCCCAAGAAGGGGCUUUAUCCCCCAGCAGGGUUAUGUCAUAUCCAUCUCCUAAUAAAGCUUUUAUUUGCA